AUGGUCAAACCGACAUCAAUGGCCGUAGAUGCCCUUCCGAGGUUUCUGCUUCCUAGACUCAGCUGGACUGGUCCUGCGACAGCAUCCCAAGCCCUGCGGCCUGCUUCGGCACUCCCUCCGAGCUCGCGCCGUCGGAUGCAUACCCGAACCAGCGCUUUCCAAGAGUCGAAUUUACCACCGAGAUGCCGCAGCAAUGGCUUCAACACCAAGGGUAGCUCGAUACUGGCGAGCCCGGGCCUCACUAGGUCCUUUCAUGCGACUCCUUCACGGCAACGAGAUCACCACUUUGAUACCUUGAAGUUCGUCCAGCGGAUGAAGAGCGAGGGCUUCACGGAGGUGCAAGCCGAGGCCACGAUGAAGGUCCUGAACGAUGUAAUACAAGAAAGCAUACAGAACCUCACCCGAACCAUGGUCCUCCGCGAAGACGCCGCCAAGGCAACCUACACGCAAAAGGUCGACUUUGCCAAACUGCGCUCCGAACUCCUUUCCGCCGAUAGCACCGAGUCGAGCACGACGCGCGCGUCCCACGAGAAGCUCGGCAACGACAUUGCGAAGCUGAGCUCCCGGCUGCGCGACGAGAUCGGUCGGACCCAGGCCAGCGUCCGCCUGGACCUGAACUUGGAGAAGGGUCGCAUCCGCGAGGAGGCUGUCGGCCAGGAGCUCAAGAUCAAGGAGACGGAGACAAAGAUUGAGCAGGAGGUGGCGGCGCUGCGCGAGAAGCUUGAGCAGGUCAAGUUCCAGACGCUGCAGUGGCUGAUGGGAGUGUGUACUGGCUUCGCCGCUCUGCUUCUUGGUGCCUGGAGGUUGCUCAUGUAG
Molecule: messenger RNA, 816 nt
Organism: Colletotrichum godetiae
Lineage: Eukaryota; Fungi; Ascomycota; Sordariomycetes; Glomerellales; Glomerellaceae
Exons: 2
Coding region: 1-816 (271 amino acids)
Biological process (GO): mitochondrial respiratory chain complex IV assembly
Cellular component (GO): mitochondrion
Source: RefSeq, a predicted model, not a curated record